AUAAUGGCAUUGCUGCCAGGGAGUCUCACUCUCUCACGGUCUUACCUGGCUAUUACCUGAACUGCACCUGUGGGCUUCGUCUUCUCUUGACAUUUACGCACGCAACAAAAAGCUCCAGACACGCGAGUGCGCGCAUCACGAGCACUCUCCACCGACUAGGGAUCGCAUUGUGCUGAGUUGACCGUAUAGCUCCUUGUCCAGAGGCUCCUCAGCUUAAAUGGGAGCACCAUAAACAUUUGGACGACUUGCGCCUGCUCUUCAGCAACUUUGAUGGGGACUUCGAUAUUGAGCAGGGAAAAUGCCUGUAAUGAAGGGAUUAUUAGCGCCACAGAACACGUUUCUGGACACAAUAGCCACACGGUUCGAUGGCACUCACAGCAACUUCAUCCUGGCCAACGCGCAGAUGUCGAAGGGCUUUCCCAUCGUCUACUGCUCUGAUGGCUUCUGUGAGCUUACAGGCUUCUCCCGGGCCGAGGUCAUGCAGAAGAGCUGUGCAUGUAAAUUCCUGUACGGGCCAGAGACCAGUGAAAGCAUCAUCUUCAGCAUUGACGAAGCCCUGGAAGAGCGAAAGGAGUUUAAAGAUGAGAUCAUGUUCUACAAAAAGACAGCUGUGCUUUUCUGGUGCCUGCUAGACAUUGUGCCAAUUAAGAAUGAGAAGGGAGAUGUGGUACUCUUUCUGGCUUCAUUUAAGGACAUCACCGACACUAAAGCCAAAACCAUCCAAGACGACAAGAAGGAAGAUCGACGGCGUGGCAAGGUGAAAACAGGCUCUCCGUUGAGCUCAGCUCGUCUGCGGAGCAGUACAGUGCUUUACCACAUCUCUGGUCACCUACACAGCAGAGAGAAGAGCAAGAGCAAGAUUAAACUCAACAAGAAUGUGUUUGGGGAUCUGCCUGCUCUGCCAGAGUACAAGGUAGCAGAUGCCAAGAAGUCAAAAUUCAUCUUACUUCACUACAGCACAUUCAAAGCUGGUUGGGAUUGGCUGAUUCUACUUGCCACGUUCUAUGUUGCUGUGACGGUGCCCUACAACGUGUGCUUCAUCGGUGAUGACGACGACCUGACCCGCACCACAACAGUCAGUGACAUCGCAGUCGAGAUACUGUUCAUCAUAGACAUUGUUUUUAAUUUUCGCACAACUUAUGUCAGCAAAUCGGGUCAGGUGAUCUUUGACGCUCGGCAGAUCUGCAUCCAUUACCUGACAACAUGGUUCAUCAUUGACCUGGUGGCCGCGUUGCCCUUUGACCUGCUCUAUGCCUUCAAAGUCAGCGUGGUGUCCGUGGUCCACCUGUUAAAAACAGUACGUCUGCUCCGUUUGCUGCGGCUGCUCCAGAAGAUGGACCGCUACUCUCAGCACAGCACGGUGGUCCUGACGCUGCUCAUGUCCAUGUUCGCCCUGCUGGCCCACUGGAUGGCCUGCAUCUGGUACAUUAUCGGCAAGAUGGAGAUGGAGGCCAAUUCCUACAACUGGGAUAUUGGAUGGCUGCAUGAGCUGGGGAAGCGUCUGGAGUCGCCGUACUAUGCCAUAGGAGGUGCGAACGGGACCGUCAGCGGCCCCGCCAUUCGCAGCGUCUACAUCGCCUCACUCUACUUCACCCUCAGCAGUCUGACCAGCGUGGGCUUCGGCAACGUGUCGGCCAACACUGACAUCGAGAAGAUAUUCUCUAUUUGCGUCAUGCUUAUAGGAGCACUGAUGCACGCAUUGGUCUUUGGUAAUGUGACAGCCAUUAUCCAGAGGAUGUACUCACGCUGGUCCCAGUACCACACCAGAACCAAAGACCUCAAGGACUUCAUACGUGUCCAUCACUUGCCGCAGAGCCUCAAGCAGCGAAUGCUGGAGUAUUUUCAGACGACCUGGUCGGUCAACAACGGCAUCGACUGUAAUGAGCUGCUGAAGGACUUCCCGGACGAGCUGAGAUCCGACAUCACCAUGCACCUUAACAAGGAAAUCCUGGAGCUGGCGCUGUUUGCCUCGGCCAGUCGCGGCUGUCUACGCUCCCUGUCACUGCACAUUAAGACCUCCUUCUGCGCUCCUGGAGAGUACCUCCUUCGACAGGGCGACGCACUCCAGGCCAUCUUCUUUGUCUGCUCCGGGUCCAUGGAGGUGCUGAAAGAUGGCAUGGUGCUGGCCAUUCUGGGUAAAGGCGACCUGAUCGGGGCGAACCUGUCCUUAGAUGACCGAGUGAUAAAAACCAAUGCAGACGUGAAAGCCCUGACCUACUGUGACCUGCAGUGUGUUAACCUGAAGGGGCUGUACGACGUGUUGGACCUCUAUCCCGAAUACUCACACCGCUUCGUUCAGGACAUCCAGCAGGAUCUCACAUACAACCUGAGGGAGGGACAUGAGACACACGUUAAGGUCCGACUCUCCACAACAGCUCCAGAUUCUCAGUCCGGGGUGAAAAAGAACGGACGAGUGGUUCAGGGCUAUCCGCCCAUCAUAGACGCAAAGGUCGAACAGGAGGAAGAUAAAGAAGAUGAGGAGGAAGAGGAGAAAGACGACGCCAUGUCUGUUUCUCUUCCACAGGAGCGGAACCAGACGGUGAACCUUGGGACUGGUGGGAAGUCUCCGCUGAGCCAACCUAGCCAGGAGACCACAGGACAGAGCUCCAUGAGGUCUCAGAGGAAGACCCACAAAAUUACUCUCACUACUUUAGACCCGUCCAACCUCAUCCCCAGGAUAGUGGACGGUACUGAAGACUGUGAGGGGACGGAGGGUUCCCUGGCUUUCCCCUUCUCUACCAGCCCAAGUUGUCCUGUCAAUAAACCAACCAGUGCCUCAGCAUCUGCCACAGAUAUGCUGCAGAACAGUACAGCAGAGUUAGCAGCUAAAGCAGAGGAGACCAGAGGACAACUGCGACACCUCAACCAGCAGGUGAGCAACCUCGGGAGGGAAGUGGCCGACCUUGGACAAGGCAUGAAGAGAAUGGCCCAACUCAUGGAGACCCUCCUGUCAGCACCACAACCUACAGUGGUCUGUUCCACGCACUACUCCCCAGCACACAUCACAUACCUGCCCCAUCCUACCCCUCCUAUGUCGUACCCUUCAACAUCUUCUUCUCAGACUGCCUCCAUCUGGACGGACACGCCCAUUUCAUUGCCUUCGUCUCCCUUCACCAUACCUCAGCAACAUGGUGCCAUUUGCCAGACAGACUCCCUCACACAUAGAUCCCAGGACCUCCAGCUGCGCUAUCCUGCUAUCCCCAGCUCAUCUCCGCCGACAACUCACAAUACAUCUGCCCUUCAACGACAGCCCUCACCACUCAGCUCACCAGAGAUUUCCUACUACAAAGACGGGGUUUUGGUCUCCAUCAGGUCAAGGGUACACAGUCCAACUCCGCAAGAUGGGGGAGAUGAGGGCCCUCAUCAGAGCUCUGUGUGUUCUCCCCAACCUAGACAUGGAGGCACCUACCACAACCCAACUAAGGGUUUGUAGCAGCCCUCCAUGGGAACUUUCCUGGACUCUGCAGGACUUAAUCCAGGAUAUUUUCUUGUGGAUAUGUUCUUGAACUGAAGAUCAAACUGAUCAACUGGGGCUCCCCAAAUCAUUGGAGGAUGUUUGCAGUGAUGCAACUCAGAUUCCUUUUGUUUUAAAGGCACGUAUUUAAAAAUCUUGUUGCAUGAAAACAAGUACAGAAGGUUUAGGUGUGUUAGCUUUACCUUAUAGAAAUGUAGUGUUGUUAGACAGGAUGCAGAGGUUUGGGUCAGUUGUGCAGCUGUAUGAUGGCUCCAACCCCCCCAUCCAACCCUGAUGUGGGCUUGUGCCAUAAUGGAGGACAAGGGAUAUGGAGAA
This is a messenger RNA of Etheostoma spectabile (orangethroat darter), 3790 nucleotides long. RefSeq names its product potassium voltage-gated channel, subfamily H (eag-related), member 8 (gene kcnh8). The transcript is spliced from 16 exons. Gene Ontology annotation, molecular function: voltage-gated potassium channel activity. The coding region runs from base 299 to 3433 and encodes 1044 amino acids. Gene Ontology annotation, biological process: regulation of membrane potential; potassium ion transmembrane transport. Gene Ontology annotation, cellular component: plasma membrane. NCBI's taxonomy places the organism in Eukaryota, Metazoa, Chordata, Actinopteri, Perciformes, Percidae. The record is from RefSeq and is a predicted model, not a curated record.